AAUCAGCGCAAAAAUUCUAGGCCGACCUCAAGGAUGAGAGAGUGAGCUAAACAACUUCUGCUGGUCCUCUUCUUCGCUCCAAAGAUCCGGAAUGUCCUUUUCGAAAUCUAGCAUGAAGAUCAAGAUCCAAAAUUUAGAAAAAGAGAAUCUUCCAUUGUGAGCACUCCAGCCACCCACAGCGUCUUCCGUAGAGUUCCCGAAAUUUAGAAGGCACCCGAAAUCAUGCUCUCGGAAAGAAAUAGACGGCACUAAAAAUCUGUCGCCUCUCCAGGAUACAAAUCAUCGAUCCACCUGUGAAAUUAUGAUCCUUAUUUCCCGCUUAGAAGGCGACUGUUUUGACAGUUGAAAACAACAUCCAUAAUCCAAAAACUCAUCUCUUUCCAAAAACAAAACAGUAGGGCUGAAAACUAUUCAAAAAACGGACUUUAGCUGAUCUCUCGAGGAUCUGCUAGCGUCGAAAACUUAUUAUAAAACUGAUAAGUAAAAAACCGAAAAAACUAAAAAAAAUCGCUCAACACAACCACACUUGCAUAAAAACUAAACUAAAAGUUCUCUUCGACAUAAAAAAUUUCUAAAUCUCUUCAAAACCUACUACCUCUCUACGGAAUUACACGUCAUACCUGAAACUCUCGUCGCUUUCAUCCACGACCAUAAAAAACUACUAAAAUCUACUACACCUUGUGUUUGUGUAUUUUAACUGUAAAUCUUACGUUUAAUCUUCUUAUUCUUUAGACGCAACCUCCCACCACAUCAAGAUGAUGCAACAACCCGCAGUCCAAGCUAGUGCCGCCCCGGUCCCGGGAGCCGGCCAGCCGGGCGGCGCCCCGCAGUUCGCGUCUCUGUACGUCGGCGAUUUGGAUCCGGAGGUGACGGAGGCCAUGCUGUACGAAAUCUUCAACACCGUUUAUCAUUUGUAAAAACGUCCCCACCCCAUAGUUGUCAUGCAAUUCUGCAUGCCAAAAAAGUUUCUCAUGCGGAGCACUAUGAGAAGCAUUUGCUGUUCGUGUUUUGGAAUUUGUGAUGCUAGAAUCAGCAUGCUAUGCUAGGUCUGUGAUGCUUCUGAACUAGCAAAAAAGGACUACACUACGAGGACAAACUUGUCAUGCCAAACAACCAAAGCUGGUUGAUUUGUCUAGCAGAUUUCCCAUCUUGACUCUGGUGUGGGGACGUUUUUACUCAGGAUACCGUCGGCCCGGUCGCCAGCAUCCGUGUCUGCCGCGACUCCGUCACCCGUCGCAGUCUGGGAUACGCUUACGUAUGUUUAUACAUUUUUUUGGAUUCUUUAGAUUUUAUGGUUCGGUGCUGACGAUUUAGAUUAUUCGUUCGCACUUCACGACGCUAGGUCCUGUUUGACCUUGUUGUAGUGCUCGCGGAGCAGGAUUUGAUUCAGCCUUACUGCGGAUUUAGAUCUGUGCCAGGUGACAUUAAGAUGUGAAGAUUUACAAAAUUUAAAGAUUGACGGGAGGAACGUUCGAGAGAGAAGUUUUUGCGAGGGUUGAGGACGUCGCCAUGCCAAAACGCAUUUCAGUUUUGUUUACCAUGUCAACAAACCUACAACAAAACAGGUGAACUUCCACUCCGCUGCGGAUGCCGAGCGUGUCAUGGACACCCUGAACUACUCGACCAUCAAGGGACGCUGCUGCCGUAUACUAUUUUUUAAAUUUUGAUGCAUGACGGACGAGAUUCGGAUGCUUGUAGGCGGAUCAUUUGCCUCCAAUGGGCUGUUUCAUAUCGGUGUUUGAAAAUUCUGUGGUAGUAGUACAUGAGACCGCAAUCUAAAUCGGUUUCGAGCAUGAGAAGUCACUGUUUCAUCUCGCCCCUGCAAUACAAAUUUAGGUAUCAUGUGGUCCCACCGUGACCCGAACCUGCGCAAGACCGGCAACGGCAACGUCUUCGUGAAGAACCUGGAUAAGGCGGUCGACAACAAGGCCCUGUACGACACCUUCUCCCUCUUUGGGAACAUCUUGUCUUGCAAGGUCGCGACCGAUCAGGAGGGCAAGUCCCGCGGCUACGGUUUCGUGCACUACGAAACCGCGGAAGCGGCCAAGCAGGCCAUUGAGAAGGUACUUUUUAGUGUUAUAGGAGUUUGGGAGGGAAGACGAGGGGCUUUGUGAUGCAUGUAGCCAGAUGUUGAGAGAGCGAUAAAUCUACGUUUAGAUGCUUUUAAAAACAUGUUAUUGUUCCGAGUUGUAGUGCGAGAGUGUAAGUAGUGAUUUACCUGCAUGAGACAACGCUGUGCGUGCUGCUGUGUCACAGUGCAUCAUUAAGCUCGGCAUGAAAACUCAAAUCGGCUUCUCUAUCACAGGUGAACAACAUGCAAAUCGGUGAGAAGACUGUGUACGUCGGCGAAUUUAUCCCGCGUGACGGACGCACCCCGGCGGAGAUCUAUCCUGUGCAAAAGUAUCGUACUCGUACGAAUUGCAACCAUGCAUGACAAAUCUUGUUUCUUAGCGAAAUCAGCAUUACAAAUUCCAUUUUUCCUUCUGGAAAAAUUUAUAUUGCGAUUUGUACUAGUGCGAUACUUUUGCAAUGCAUAAGAUCACCAACUUCACGAACAUCUACGUCAAGAACUAUCCGGAUGAGUGGGAUGAGGCCAAGAUUCUGGAGGAAUUUGGCAAGUUCGGAAAGGUCACCAGCAGCAUGACCCAGAAAGACAAGAAGGUAAUUGCUGUUGCGUUUUGAUAUGCACGACAGAUUCAUAAUUCUCUUUCGUGUACAAUGCUGUCGUUGCUGAUGCUGAAGAUGGCGUGUUGUGAGAGAAGCUUGUGAAGAAGAAUACAUUGAAUUUCACUUGUGAGAAGAAAUCUAAAUUGCAGUUUUGAAGAAAUUUUCGCAUGACAAAAAAAUCUUUCCAACAGAACCGCAACUUCGCCUUCUUGAACUACGAGACCGCGGAAGAGGCCCGCGCGGCCAUCGAGGACAUGCACAAGAAGGACCUCCGGUCCGAGGAGGAAAAAGAGAAGUACCCGGACGGCAACCCGGCCGACAAGGUCGUCUCGGCCGAAGACGGCAAGGAGCCGAAGGAGAUUAUCGAUCCGGAUGACCACCCGGACCACCUGCUCUUCGUCUCCCGCGCUAUGACCAAGGCGGAGCGCGAACAGAUGCUGAAGAACAAGUUCAAGUCUACCUGGUCCGCCCCGGUGGGAGUCAACUUGUACAUCAAGAACCUGCCGGAGGACUGCACCGACGCGGAGCUCCGAACCAUGUUCGCGACCUUUGGAGAAAUCACCUCCGCUAUCAAAUGCAAAUAUGUCAUCUGGGGGUGGAAGAUUGGAAGACUUGCCAUGCAGGUUUGCCAUGGCGCGUGAGGUCUGUCAUACAUGACCCAGCAUGACAGAUUUUGUCCGACCUCUAUCAUGCCUCGUUUGCAUGAGAAACUCCCCCUCAGCUUGGUCAAAAGUGGUCAGCUUUUGGUACUCUUGCAACACAGAUUUUUGCACUAUCCAGAAUUCGCAUGACAAGUUGCAUCAACCUUCCAGACCCAGACAUAUUUGCAAUGCAUAUCCGCGCGGGUGAUGAUGGACGCCAAGUCCCGAUCCAAGGGCUUCGGCUUCGUCUGCUACAAGACCCCGGACGAGGCGACUAAAGCGGUCACGGAAAUGCACUUGAAGGUAUAGGUUGUUUUUGCAUUUUUGCAUCACAGAAUUAAGGCUGAGUACUUGCUUUUGCAUCACAGAUUUUUUUGUUGUUCAGAAGGAUUCAGUUCUACAGUGCGGUUUCAGCAUGACAGAUUGGUAUAUUUCGUCCAAGGUCUUCUAUGAAUCACAAAAACUUUUAUCCCUAUCACUACAGACUGUCAAGGGCAAGCCGUUGUACGUGGGUCUCGCGGAGAAGAAGGACGAGCGGGUGAACCGACUGUCCCAGCGCUACAAGGUAUGAAAUGCAAAAAUGUCUCGGUCUGGGAGAUUGCGAGAUUUGUCAUGCAAUUUUUGCAUGAUCCGUGAGGUUUGUGAUGCAGGUCCUAGCAUCACUGAUUUUUUGACAGCUUCUUGAUGCUUGUCACGCAUGAGAAAUGCCCUCUCCGCGUGCCACGAACUGGACUCCUCUUGCUGCUCAUGCAACACAGAUACUUUUAGAAUCCACAGACAGCAUUACAAGUUCCACUCUUCAAGACCGAGACGCUUUUGCAUUUGAUACAAGGGCGAGAAGGGUGGCAAGGGUGGUCUCGUCACCUUCGACGGCACCAAGGGCCAGAUGGCCCCCAACAUGAUGGGCGGAAAGGGCCAGACCGCACCCAACAUGAUGGGUGGCUACCAGACCUACGGCAUGGGCCAGCAGCCCGUCCAGAACGGUAUUGUUGAAUGGAAAGCUCUGUAGGUGCGUCUCGUGGAAUUGCACAAAUGCCUUGUGAUACUAGAAAGGCCGUCUGUGAUGCGCAAAUAGUUUUCUAUGCAAAAACCAAACAGGUCAGAUGAAGGGUCAGAUGAUGCCGAUGCAGAUGCCGCAGAUGCUGGGUCAGCAGAACGGUCGUCCGAUGCAGCAGAUGGGCUUCCCGGGCAUGCGUCCGCCGAUGCAGGGCUACCCGGCACCGCAACAGCUCAACCCGAUGAUGAUGAAGGUAGAACUUUAUGUUUAGGUUCUAAUGGAAUCGUGCAUAGCAGAACCUUGUUGCUAUGCUGUAUUGCGCAUGACAGACAGGGACAGCAAAACACGUAUAUAGUGGUGCUCGUCGUAGUUGUAGUGUAACAACCUCGGUGUGUUGCGAUCAAGGGUUUAGGAUUUUGGAAGGCAUGGUUGGACUUUCAGAAAUCUGCAUGUUUAGACACAUUUCUCUCUCUCUCUCUCAAAACCAGGGUCAGCAGAUGAUGCCGAUGCAGAUGCAGAAGGGAUUCCCGGGCGCGGGCAACCCGCAGAUGCAGAAGGGGCAGCAGAACCCGAACAUGAUGCAGGGUAAGGGGCAGCAGCAGCAACAGGCCAUGCCGCGGAACGACCAGCAGCUGACCGCCACCAUGCUGCAGUCCGCCCCGCCGGGCAUGCAGAAGCAGAUGCUGGGUGAGAAGCUGUACCCGGCCGUCAGCCGCUUGCAGCCGGACCUGGCCGGAAAGAUCACGGGGAUGAUGCUGGAGAUGGACAACAGCGAACUGCUGAUGAUGCUCGAAAGUGAGACCCAGCUGCGCCAGAAGGUCGAUGAGGCCAUGCGGGUCUUGCAGCAGAUGCCCAAGUAA
Molecule: messenger RNA, 5165 nt
Organism: Amoebophrya sp. A120
Lineage: Eukaryota; Dinophyceae; Syndiniales; Amoebophryaceae
Source: the annotation of a GenBank genome assembly